Molecule: messenger RNA, 372 nt
Organism: Trichoplax adhaerens
Lineage: Eukaryota; Metazoa; Placozoa; Uniplacotomia; Trichoplacea; Trichoplacidae
Exons: 1
Coding region: 1-372 (123 amino acids)
Biological process (GO): regulation of lipid biosynthetic process
Cellular component (GO): cytosol
Source: RefSeq, a predicted model, not a curated record
AUGGAAAACGGUAAAGAACUUUCCAUCGUUGAAAGAAUACAGAAAUUCAACAAAGCUGUUAAUAACAUGGACUCAGUGGUCAUGGUCCCUUGCCAGCUACUCGAUGAAUCGACAAAAUGUCUUAACAGCGGCUCAUAUCGAAAAUUUAGCACGACAGAAUCGGAUAUGCAUAGAUGCUUUACUCUUCUAAAAAAAGCCAAAUACUACCUGAACCAAGGCGAUGCCCUUGGAGCGAACAAAGACAAUUCCGUCGAUGAAGAACUGAAAGACUUUGUCAAUCAUCUAGAAGGACUGUACAAAUCCUUAGAUGUUCUCACUGAAGUUGCAAGUGGAGUUGCCAAGCACUAUCAAAAUGAAGUUGUCAAAUAUUAG